Paramisgurnus dabryanus is the source of this 3511-nucleotide messenger RNA. RefSeq names its product zinc finger, DBF-type containing 2 (gene zdbf2). NCBI's taxonomy places the organism in Eukaryota, Metazoa, Chordata, Actinopteri, Cypriniformes, Cobitidae. Gene Ontology annotation, molecular function: zinc ion binding; nucleic acid binding. The record is from RefSeq and is a predicted model, not a curated record.
UUUUUCUCAGGACAUUAACAGUUUUUUUUAAUCAGGUACAACAUUUUUAAUGUUUCAUCAAUGAUAUUUGGACUGAUUAAGUUAGUGAUGCAUUUGAUUUCAAUCCGCCUCAAACUUGUAUGAGUGGGCGGAUUCCCGCGCUUUACCCUUACGUCACUGCACUGACAGACCCUUUGCAAAAUACGGAUACCGAUGGGAUCUAAGUGGAAUAACAUCUACGAUCAGAAUCAGGUGAAAGCGUGGUAAAGGCCACAGCAUAAAUGGAUGCAUAUAAUUUGUAAACUACAUUCAACUGAUUAUUUACCAUGUCGCCAUCACGUUGUCACCUCGUCCACGUUGUCAUGCUAACUUACGUAUGACUAGCUUGCUACGCGAGCUAGCAUCAUAGUUUGCUAGCUCGUACCGCACAGUUUGUGUGAUUUAACAGGAUGCUAUUUGUAACUUACUACACGUGGCUUAACACAUGAUGGUGAUGUGACUCGCGAACAUUUCUAAACUAUUCUCUCCUCCAUGUAGACAUUACCAUGCCCUUGGAGGAGGGACCUAAGUCCUUUGCCAAAGGUGUGGAGAGACGUCCGGCUGACAUGUCAGGCAGGACAAGCAGAGGGGAAGAGCCUAUUGCUGGUCCUUCCAAUUCUCAAAGACAGGGUUACUGCACCUGUUGUCAAGUUCCGUACAACAGCGUUGAACAGCACAUCUUGAGUGCUCAACACAGAGAAGUGGUGCGCGCUGCUCGCACUAAUGUAUCCUCUGGGAGUUUGUUGGAAAGAUUCCUCCAAGAUGUUCUUCAGCAUCAUCCCCAUCACUACAGUGACACACGGCCUACCCAUGCUGAUCUGCCUUCUCUAUCAACACCACCUUUUCCAAAGGAGAAGCUUUCAGAGGUGUACUGUGGUUCAGAUGAUGACGGGGCCUCUGUUGGGACACGUGAGGAGAUGCCAACCUCUGAUGAAGAUUCCUGCCGAAUGCAAAUUGCAGCCUCUACUCCAGAAGUAGCAGACCUUACUGCAACCACACACAUACAAACCACUUACCAAAUAAGAAAAAUGGCACCUGAACCACUUCCACCUGAAACGUGUUCACCUACACAAGGUUUUAUGCAUAGGACUAUUGGCAGCUCUGCCAAUGACCAGCCACAUAAAUCACAAAUGACACUACCAUUUCAGAAACAAGGCUCACAGACACACCCCUCUGGACAUCCCUGUGCUUCAGAGGAUCCACCAGUCACCAAGGCUGAAGUGGUUAAACACAGGAAAGCACACAGGAAAACUAAUAGAAAAAAAGAGGGAAGUGACUCCGUUAUACCAUCCCAAGCUUCACGUACUUCAAAGUGCUUUUCCUCAAAGGACCAGCCUGCAACCUUUAAGUCAGUGGCUGAGGAAUCCACUCAGUUGAUUUCAGCAGUGCCUCCUUGGAAAGGCCUUCACAGGGAACAAACAUUCAGUCAUCUAUCUGACCAGAUACGAGAUGUGAUAGAGGAGGUUAUCGAAAGGCAUUGUUAUGGGUGCAGUCCCAAGGUCUGCGACCAGCAAGAGGAUGAUGACAGCUUCUUUCUAAGUCCUCAGUCUAUGAGUGAAUCCAAAGGUAGUGAAGAAUGGGAAAACGCAAUAGAGACGGCUUUGGGGAAAGCUAAAGAAGAGGCGAAAAAUUUAGCAGAACUACUGAAAGUGCAUAUAAACCUUGAGGACCAAGAAUACCAGACUCAGCUAGACACAGCCCUAAACACUGUUGUAAUGGACACAGGGCCUGAAGCGAAAAAUGAGAGUGCUGCUGAGGAGGUUUUUCCUGAUCUUCCCCACAUACCACAAUCUUUUAUUGGAAAAACAUGGACGCAGGUAAUGUGUGAAGAUGACAUGAAAAUAGACUCCAUAGUGAAAGAGUUCCAACAAGGUCAGUUUCGCUGUUAUUUCGAAAGUGACUCCUUAGCUAGGUUUGGAAAGCAUAGUAUGAAAAGAAGAAAAAACAAGAAACAAGACAAAAAACAAAAGGCAGAUACUGCUGAAUGGGAGCCUGUAGAUGUCUUGCCUCUAAUGGAACCCAAUGAUGAAGACCCAGAACAUCCAGUUGUUUUGUUUAAGAGAGCAAGGCGAAAAGUGUUCAGACUAGCAUCACGUUGCCAAGUCGUAAAGGUCAGCCAUGGUACACAGACCAUCCCCUUAAGCUGUCCUGUAGUGCGUCCAAAAUCAACACAAGAGACAGUCCUCUCACCAAACAGCCAAGAGCAAUGCCCCAUCCCCGAAAGAACGCCUGACAUGAAGACCAGACUGUGUGCAUUAAAACUUCCUGCUUCCUACUGUAAGAUAAUGAGUCCUCUCCAGCCCAAAACGGUGGUCUAUGUACUUUCUUCUCCAGAUGGGGGGCAGGGAAUAUCCAAGCCCACCCCAAUUAAGAAAGUAGGGAGGAAGCGAAAGUCAAGUGAUAGUGACUUUGGCCUGAAGUACAAGUACAAAAAGACACCUUUGAAGUUCUACGACCCCUUGACCAACAGGAUAUUGAAGACCCCACCCAAAGGAAUGUCUUCACUCCCUAAUUCCAAAACACUUUCACACGUCCGACAGUUAUUCCGUAGCCUUAGCCCAGAUAUUAACAAAGAGAGACAGGGUCUGGAGCAGGGGCAAACAUCAGGGACUUCUCGGAAGGGUCGGGGUAGGAGCAGCAUGGUUGAGUUAUGUACCUCCACCUCAGGCUCUUGUCUAGAGAGCGUUGGCCCUUCAGAACCUGGUUCAUCUUUGUCUAGCAGUCAAAGAGCCUUGUUCCCCCACUCCUCUAUCUCAAGUAGCAGUUGCUUCCUCAAGGGACACCUCACGCCAUCUGCCUCCCACAUGGAUGAAUCUCCCAAAGCAGUUCCUCGCUCUUGCACAGGCAGUUCCUCUAAAGCUGACGGAUCUGAACAAAAGGAACAUCGUAAACAGGGAGCACUUGACCAAACGCCAAUCAGACGUAGCUCACGUAAGGCUGGAUCUCUAACUCCAGCCAAGAGACCAUCACCCCCCACCUACGGGACCAAGAGGAAGUCCACCAAGCCACAGUCCAAAGUAAAAUCACAGGCCACUCUACAACACAAAGUCAACCCCCACAUAUCUGCAGAAUGUAGGACAUCUCCCAGAAACAAGAGCCCUGCUAGAACCUCCCUUAGAUCAUCAUCUUCCUUAAAACCGGCGAGUCAGCCGGUCAUUACACCCUCUUCGAAACAUAUACAUACAGGGGUCAAUGCCAGUCAGCAGAAGAGAACAAGGGGGAGGACAGCCACUGUAAAUUUAGCAGAUUGAAAGUCAGACACCAGCUACGAGCAUUAAGCUGUCAUCUGUUUAACAAAUGCUUUAUAGUUUUGCACAGUUGAAUUUCAGCUCUGUUUCUAGUUGAAGUUCAUUUUGGUCUUGUUAUGUUUGAUUGUUCAUCAUCAUGUGUUUUAUAACUUGUAAUGAGUAUAUUUUUUAAGUUUAUAUUGGGUAUUUUUCACAAAAGGUGAGAUUGAUUGUUAAUUGUAAAUUAAAUUUAUAAUGAAUACUUA